Messenger RNA from Dicrocoelium dendriticum, 604 nucleotides. Lineage: Eukaryota; Metazoa; Platyhelminthes; Trematoda; Plagiorchiida; Dicrocoeliidae. The record is from the annotation of a GenBank genome assembly.
AUGCUGGUUGCUGAUCUCACGCGUAUCUAUGUGAAGCCGCCGGCAGAUGUGAGAAAAAUAAUACUGGCAUCCGAUAUUGCAGAGUCUACGCUGAGUUUUGACGAUAUUGCUUACGUGGUGGACUGUGGACUGAACAGUUUCAGGACCCAUGUUAAUUGGUCCGAGGAGAGCGUGUUACGAACUCAGUGGAUUUCAAAAGUAUCUGCGAUUCAAAGGCAAUCAAGGAGCACAUGUAUCUGCUUCCGGUUAUACAGCAAGAUUCGUUUUGACUCGUUGCACUGCACCAGGUUCAUUCAAUUGAAGGGCUGUCAACUUGAGGAAGCUUGUAUUCAAGCAUACCUGUUGGCCUCACCUGGCUCGAAGAUUCCAGUACUGCUGACAUAUGUCCCGCGACCCCCAAAACCGGAGCACUAUGAGGCCGCUAUUCGCUCCCUAAUAGCGAUGGACGCUUUGGACCAGUCACAAGAACUCACCGAAAUUGGAUAUCACAUUUGUGACUUACCAAUACCUCCGCGUUACGCUAAGAUGGUUUUGGUCGGGGUAUCGCUUAAAUGCCUGGACCCCAUUCUAACAAUCGCGUGUAUAUUGGCGUACGCAGAACCAU